AUGCAAGGACUCCAUCACCAACAGCAGCAACUCGCGGCGUUUCUCUCCGUCGCCAUCCCCAAGGACGAUUCCGCCCUCGCCUGGGUCGACUCCGCCCACAAGAUCCGCUCCCGGGUCGACAAGAUCGGCGGCGAGAACCCCACGUGGAACGAUCGGUUCCUCUUCAAGGUCCCGUCCGCAUUUCUCUCAAGAGAGACCUCUCAUGUCUCCAUCCAGAUCUACGCCGUCGGCUGCUUCAGUGAUCACCUCGUCAGCACCGUCCGACUUCUGAUCAACAACUUUCUCGACGUCCCGUCCAAGGUUCCGUCGGCUGCUUCCGCGAGACCUUCUGGAAGAUUCCAAGGCGUGUUGAAUGUGGCCGCGAUGGUGAUCGACGGCUCGUAUCUGGCUCCGGCGGUGAGCGAGUUGUCUGCGGUCGGGUACCGCGACCUGAUGGGAAAGGGAGAAAGCUUCCGGUGCCGGUGA
This is a messenger RNA of Malus domestica (apple), 465 nucleotides long. NCBI's taxonomy places the organism in Eukaryota, Viridiplantae, Streptophyta, Magnoliopsida, Rosales, Rosaceae. The record is from RefSeq and is a predicted model, not a curated record.